AUGCAAAUUUACUCAAAGUUGGAAAGUUUGCAUUUUUUAAAGCAAUGGAUUUGUUUUUUAGCACCUUUUCUUUUCUUUUGAAAAAGUAGAAAGAUCUGCGUCAUUCUGUCUGCUUUUUUUUUCUUUUUGAAAUGUUGGCUACUUUUUUAUUACUGAACCAAUGAAUGUUAAGCAUAAAGUUAUGGCUAAAAAAUUAAAAGAACCUAAAAUGUGAAAACACUAAUAUUUCUCAGCAUGAUUUUGCGAAAGCGAUAUCAGCCUCUGUUUCUUUCUGAAACUGGGAUCAAGCCCUUACUAAAUUUCUUCUUCUAGGCUAUGGUUGGAUGAAGUACUUGAAGGGUGUUAUGUAUUUCAAGCAAGCUUUCCGAAAGUCAAAAAAUAAAUUCGUUUCCAGGGAUAAUAAUAUAAACGUAAAAGUCCCGGUCUUGAAGUUGCAUGUUUCCACAUGAUGUGGAUGUUUCAUAGUGACUGAAACACUCUAGUUUUUUGCAUAAAUACCUGACCAUGCCAAUUUAAUUUACAACAACUAACAAACAAUCCUUUUUGAACCAUCCAAAUUAUGGCAUCCUUCAUAAUACCAUUCAAAGCCCUUUUCUUCCUUAUAGUGGUCCUGCAUUGGUCUCCCUCUGUUCUUGCUUCUUCAUCCUCCAUUGCUGCAAAUGAAAAAGAAACUCUUCUAAAAUGGAAAGCUAGCCUUGACAACAACACCCAAACUUUGCUCUCUUCUUUGUGGGUUGGAGACAGCCAUUGCAAUUGGGUCGGAAUCACUUGCAACAAGGCUGGAAGCAUCACCAAUCUAAGCCUUCCAGAUUAUGGGUUCAAAGGUACACUUCAUAGUCUCAACUUCUUGUCCUUCCCCAACCUCAUGGGUCUUCACCUUCCUAACAACUCACUGUAUGGGCCCAUUCCCUCACACAUUGGAAAUCUUUCCAAGCUCACCAAACUUGACUUGUCCAAGAAUCAUUUCUCCGGAAAUAUUCCAUCAAACAUAGGAAGGUUAUUAAGUUCACUUUCUAUACUCUAUCUCCAUGAAAACGAUCUCACUGGUCCAAUAACUAUUUCUAUUGGAAGCUUGCACAAUUUGUCCCGACUUGUCCUCUUUGACAAUAGGCUCAGUGGUUCUAUACCUAAAGAAGUUGGAAUGAUGAGGUCACUUGUUAUGCUUGAUCUUUCAGUGAACUACUUAACUGGUCCUAUCCCAGCAUCUCUGGGAAACCUAAGUAACUUGGUAUGGCUUUAUCUGUAUGGUAAUAACCUCUCUGGUUCUAUUCCCAAUGAAAUAGGACAGCUUGGAUCUCUUACCACAAUGCAACUGUUAAGUAAUAAUCUCACUGGUGUCAUCCCUAAUUCCAUAGGAAACUUAACCAAUUUGUUAAGUCUUAAACUCUUUGAAAAUAAGCUUUGCGGGUCAAUACCUCAAGAGAUAGGGAUGCUUGUAUCUCUUACAGAACUUAUUUUAUCGGAUAACAAUUUCUCUGGUUCAAUCCCCGCUCCCAUAGGAAACUUAACCAAAUUGUCUAGUCUUUACCUUUCUGAAAAUAAGCUUUCCGGGUCAAUACCUCAAGAGAUGGGGAUGCUUGUAUCUCUUACAGAACUUAUUUCAUCGGAUAACAAUUUCUCUGGUUCAAUCCCCGCUCCCAUAGGAAACUUAACCAAAUUGUCUAGUCUUUACCUUCCUGAAAAUAAGCUUUCCGGGUCAAUACCCCAAGAGAUGGGGAUCCUUGUAUCUCUUACAGAACUUAUUUUAUCGGAUAACAAUUUCUCUGGUUCAAUCCCCGCUCCCAUAGGAAACUUAACCAAAUUGUCUAGUCUCUACCUUCCUAAAAAUAAGCUUUCCGGGUCAAUACCUCAAGAGAUAGGGAUGCUUGUAUCUCUUACAGAACUUACUUUAUCUCAGAACAGUUUGUCUGGCUUCCUUCCUCCAACACUUAGCAAUGUUACUCAUUUGGAAUCAUUACAAUUAUCAGACAACCAUCUUUGUGGUCCAUUACCUGAGAAUGUAUGCCUCGGUGGACAACUCGUAUAUCUUGGGGCUAAUAACAACAAUUUGAGGGGUCCGACCCCAUCAAGUUUAGGAAACUGCAAAAGCUUGUACAGAGUUAGGCUUGACGGAAACCAGUUGACAGGAAAUAUAUCAGAAGCUUUUGGUAUAUAUCCUAAUUUGACUUAUAUUGCAUUAAGCAACAACAAAUUUUAUGGUGAACUUUCGCCAAACUGGGGGCAAUGCCAUAAUCUAACAAGCCUACGAAUCUCCAAUAAUAACAUUUCUGGAAAGAUACCACCUCAGCUGAAGCAUGCAACUCAAUUACGCGAACUCGAUGUCUCUUCAAAUCAUCUCAUUGGUGAGAUUCCCAAGGAAUUGGGAGCAUUGACAUUGAUGUACAAACUUUUGCUAAGUGGUAACCAACUUUCAGGCAAAAUUCCACCAGAGAUUGGAGUUCUUCCAAAUCUAGAACAUCUUAACUUGGCAUCAAACAAUUUGAGUGGACCGAUUCCUAAUCAACUUGGAGAGUGCUCAAAGUUAUUGAACUUGAAUUUGAGCAAGAAUAAACUUGGAGAAAGCAUUCCACUUUCAGUAAGCUACAUAAAUGGCCUUCAAAAUCUAGAUUUAAGUCAGAAUUUACUUAUUGGGGAGAUACCACAACAGCUUGCAAAAUUACAUUCCUUGGAAACAUUGGACCUUUCUCACAAUAUGCUCAAUGGUUCCAUCCCAAAUUCUUUUAAUAAUUUGCAAAGUCUGACUGUUGUGAAUAUAUCUUACAAUCAAUUAGAAGGCCCUAUUCCUAACAUUAAGGCAUUUCAUGAGGCUUCAUUUGAUGCCUUCAGAAACAAUAAGGGACUAUGUGGUAAUGCCACUGGACUAAUGCCUUGUGCUGUCGCUGCUAGAAAAAGCACCAAAGUCAUCAUUUUCAUUGUGCUUCCACUCUUUGGUCUUCUUCUUUUGCUCUUUAUCAUAGCUGGAAGUUUCCUUAUUCUUCGCCGAAAGAACCAAACCAGAAAAUCCGAGUCAAUCGAGGCAAAACUUGGAGAUUUUUUCACAUUGUGGGGAUAUAAUGGAAGAAUACUCUAUGAGAACAUUAUUGAAGCCACUGAAGAUUUCAGCUCCAACAAUUGCAUUGGUUCAGGAGGCUAUGGAGCUGUUUAUAAAGCUGCGCUACCCAUUGGUGAGGUGGUUGCGGUGAAGAAACUUCACCAAUCUGAAGAUAGCAUGAUUUCCAACAACUUGAAAGCCUUUGAAAGCGAGAUUUAUGCUUUAUCAGAAAUAAGGCAUCGUAACAUUGUGAAGCUGUAUGGCUUUUGUUCACAUCCAAAGAACUCAUUUUUGGUUUAUGAGUUUGUAGAAAGGGGAAGUUUGAGAAUGGUGUUAAGCAACAAGGACGAGGCAAUGAAGUUGGAUUGGGAGAAGAGGCUAAAUGCUGUAAAAGGAGUGGCCAAUGCCUUGUCUUAUAUGCAUCAUGACCAUUCACCACCGAUAAUUCAUCGAGACAUUUCCAGCGACAAUGUUCUUCUGGAUUUGGACUAUGAGGCUCAUGUCUCAGAUUUCGGCACAGCCAGGCUUUUAAAACCUGACUCUUCCAAUUGGACCUCACUUGCUGGCACUUUCGGGUACAUAGCUCCAGAGUUGGCUUAUUCAUUGAAAGUAGACGAGAGAUGUGAUGUUUAUAGUUUUGGGGUGCUAACAAUGGAAAUAUUUAUGGGGAGGCAUCCUGGUGAUUUGAUUUCAUGUUUACCAUCAUCGUCAUCGGCACUGGCAUCAACAUCGACAUCAAUACCAAAUGACAACCAACUGAUUUUACUUAAAGAUGUGAUAGACCAACGCCUCUCACCACCGGUAAGGCAAGUUGCAAAGGAUGUUGUCUCUACUACAAAGCUAGCAUUUGCAUGCUUGAAUGGCAGUCCCCAACUUCGGCCAACCAUGAGACAAGUUGCUCAAGCCCUUACCCAUCAAUCGCUUCCAUUGCCCAAUCCUUUCUCAAUCAUAAAAUUGGGAGAAUUGUGGGAUCAUGAAGUUUGCAGUGACUAAUAUUAAGGUGCUAACAAUUUGAAUAAUAAUUCUAAGCAUGUCUAUUUGCUUUCCAUCUAUUUCUUUUUCUCUUACUUGUAUCGAAAUGUUUAAGCACUUUAUAAUAAAGCUUUUGUAGUGAAUCAGCUAUGACAUGGAAUAGUUGUGUUUAAGCACUCAAUUUGUAUGUUCAAAAUUUCUUAUUUUUGAAAUGUAACUAAUGGCCAGACUUAGAAUUUCGACUUGCAAUAUCAGUUGUAAUAUUCUACUGUAGUACCGAUUUGCUACAGUACUUUCAUUUUGGAAUACUAUUGCAAUUCUAAUAUGACUUUUUUAUUUGUUUGAACAAACAAAGAAUACAAUUGGUGAGCAUACCAAAUUACAAUAAACACAACUUCACACAAUAAUCUUUUGAUUUUAUUAUUUAUUCACCAUUUAUUCUUAUACUUACUAAUACACAUUAUUUCUCACAAUUUCAUCUUUUUAACCUUUAAUCAUUCACUGCCUUUGAAAUCAUUCAAAAUUUAAUUGUAAUUAUAUUGAGUACACUUGAA
This is a messenger RNA of Durio zibethinus, 4557 nucleotides long. The record is from RefSeq and is a predicted model, not a curated record. Lineage: Eukaryota; Viridiplantae; Streptophyta; Magnoliopsida; Malvales; Malvaceae.